GUUGGGCGAUGAGUACAGGCAUGGCGGCGCCUUCGUCGCGCCCGCUCGGCGUCUCGCUGCGCUACUUCCACCACCUCAUCGAAGCCUGCGGCGGUCGCAAGAAGCUCAACGGUCUCACCACGGCCCAAGUCUGCUUCGACUAUAUUGUGCCAUUGACCAAGUCGACCGAGCUCUCGCUCGUCGACCAUCUUGCCAGUGAUGCGUCCAUGCGCCACUUUGUGUCUGAGGCCAACUGUUAUGUCUCGCACGCCUGGCAGUACCUCUUCUUGGAGACCGUCGACAGCCUCGACACCUUCUUCGCCGACCAAGGCUUGGCAGACGACGCCGUCCUUUGGUUUUGCGUCUUCAACAACAACCAGCACCUUGUGCAUUCGUACCUGUUCGAGUACUGGUCGUCGACGUUCAAGACGCAGCUCGCAGCUAUCGGCAACGUCGUCAUGAUCAUGCACCCGUGGAACGACCCGGUCGUCUUGCGUAGGAGCUGGUGCGUCUUUGAGGUGUACGUGGCUGUGACGAUGCAGGCGCGGUUCGAGAUGGCCAUGGCACCCGGUCAACUGGAGCUCCUCGUUCAAGAUAUGCUUCGUCCAGAUGCGCUCAAGGAUAUGCUGGGGACGAUCAAGAGCGAGGCGUCCGAGACCACGGUGCCAAGUGAUCGCGACGGCAUCUUUGAGCUCAUUCGCGCCGAGACGUCGUUCAUGGCCGUCGACCGACUCAUCUUUUCGACUAUUUCGGACUGGAUGAAGCGGACGCUGACGGCGCAGAUCGCAUCGGGUCUCUUGCCACUAGACGAAGCCCACCGUCAUCUCUGUCUGGCCAAUAUUCACGCGACCGAGUUUGAUUAUCCCGCCGUCUUGUCAGCUGCGAGUCGGGCCCGCUUGCUCUUCGGGUCGAGCGACGUCCGCGAUGUCCACUAUGUCCACGUCAUUGCACACGUGGGCUUGGCGUCUUGCGGCGUCGGCGAGCCAGAGACCACGUGGCGCCCAAUCUUUGAAAAUCUCUUGGCCCUGGACGGCUUCGAACCCGCGACCGUCUGCUACGUUCGGAAUGCCUACGCCCGCGCACUGAUCAUCGUCAAGCACGCAGCAGAGGCCUAUGCGGUCUGUUGUGAGACAUAUGCCUUGUCGCUCGUACAUCUCGGGCCGCUGCACACGUUGACGAUCGCGACCAUGGCCAUCCUUGGCAGGUCCAGCUACAACCUCAACGACUUUGACCAAGCCAUUCCGUGGUUCCGCAAAUGCUUGGGCGCGCAGCUCACUCUUCUCGGGUCGGACCACCCCGACACGGUGUACACGCGCGACUACCUCGGGAUCAUUUGCUUUCGCCGCGGCCAGCUCGCCGAGGCCAAGGCGCUGUUUGAAGAGACCAACGCCGUGCGAGCCCGAAUUCAUGGGCCGCUACACGACCAAACGACGGCCGCGCUCUUGAACCUGGCGGUGGCGUGCCACUACCUCGGUGACUUUGCAUUGGCAGAGACGAUCGUUCAACCGCUGUGGGCCCGAGCGUCGACGCUGCCCCCCGAGCGCUACAUCCAUUUGGUCUUUCAGCUCGGCGCGCUCUACUGGGCCAAAGGCGACUACGACAGUGCCAAGCACUAUUUAGAGAUGUCGUUGGCGUGGUGUCUGGCCCAUUUGCCGCCGGGCGACGCCGACACGAGCCAAGGGGCGUCGGCGUUCUACCGGUUCCUCCUCGACCCGACCUUUGCGGCGCACAACCCAACGAGCGACGAGGCGUGGGCCAAGGUCGUCGCCUUCUUCGACAAGAACGAGCUCGAGACGGAAGUGUGGCUCGACGAAUCCUGCUUUGGCUGCAGCCAGCCGAUGCAAGGGCUUUGGUUCGAGUGUUCCACUUGUCCCGCCUUUGCCUACCAUUUUUGCGCCAACUGCCUUCGUCGAGGCAAGUCGACGACGUUCUGCGACCACGACACGUGUGGCUUCAAGUGCUAUGUGCCACCGCGCCGGUACUUUCUCGAGCAAGCGCUCGCCACGCGCGACAAGGCGGCUGUAGCCGAGUACGCUGCGUACUGCGCACAGUACAACGUGGCGGACCCUGUCGUGAUCGAACCGAUGGCGUCUGACGACCCGAUCGCGACGCGCGUGUGGCACCCGAUGCUCUAGCAGAUAUGAGUCUGUUGAGUUGAGAAU
Messenger RNA from Saprolegnia diclina VS20, 2141 nucleotides. RefSeq lists its product as hypothetical. The coding region runs from base 9 to 2114 and encodes 701 amino acids. The record is from RefSeq and is a predicted model, not a curated record. Lineage: Eukaryota; Oomycota; Saprolegniomycetes; Saprolegniales; Saprolegniaceae. The transcript has a single exon. Gene Ontology annotation, molecular function: protein binding.